UGAUAUCCUUUGUUGGCACGAACCAUGGGCUAGUUAAACAGGUGAAGGCGUUGAUAAGUGCCUGCGAAACACGCGCUAGGGAAGCCUUGGAACGCUGCGCGUCGGGCCCUCAGCUUUCAAUUAAACCGGUUCGGUUCCUAGAUUAGACGCGUCGCGUUGCCCCAUCCCAUCCCAUUUUCUUUUGAUGCCUUGAGCUUGGGUGCAGCCCUCCUUUGCUACCUUGUACCUGCGUCUUCCUCUUCCCCAUCUCGAACCGUUGACUUCCUCUCACAUACAACACUCUAUACUUCUUCUCUCCCAAUCGACUCAGACGUCAAUUCCUCGUAGUCCUUUACUGGUUCCCCGCCAUCAACAUCCCCAACUCCCACAAUCUUUGUCUACAGACCGCCACCAUGCUUGAAGCAAGACUCGAGAAGGCUAACGACCUGAAGAAGGUCGUCGAUGCGAUCAAGGACCUGGUCCAAGACUGCAACUUCGACUGUAACGAUUCGGGUCUCGCGCUGCAGGCCAUGGACAACUCACACGUCGCCCUUGUCUCCAUGAUGUACAAGGCCGAAUCGUUCUCUCCCUACCGAUGCGAUCGCAACAUCGCCCUCGGUGUCAACCUGGUCUCGCUGACCAAGGUGCUGCGCGCCGCCCAGAACGACGACGUGCUCACAUUGAAGGCUGAGGAUGCCCCCGACUCCCUCAACCUUGUCUUUGAGAGCUCCAACAACGACCGUAUCUCCGAGUACGACCUGAAGCUCAUGGACAUUGACCAGGAGCACCUGGGCAUCCCCGAGACCGAGUACGCUGCUACAAUUGUUAUGCCCAGUGCUGAGUUCAAGAGAAUCUGCACUGAUCUGAUGGCCAUGUCUGAAUCUGUCACCAUCGAGGCAAGCAAGGACGGCGUCAAGUUCGCUGCCAACGGCGACAUCGGCAAUGGUUCGGUGACGCUACGCAGCAACCAGGAUGUCGAGAAGGAGGAGAACAACAUCGAUAUCGAGUUGACCGAACCUGUAUCUCUCACUUUCUCUCUCAAGUAUCUGGUAAACUUCUGCAAAGCCCAGCCUCUAUCCACCAGAGUCAAGGUUUGCCUCUCUAAUGAAGUGCCUCUCUUGGUUGAAUACGGCUUGGCCGGCACCAGUUACCUGCGUUUCUACUUGGCACCAAAGAUUGGUGACGAGGAGUAGGAAUAUUUUAAGGAAGGACGUUUUGACAUGAAGACCACGAGAUAUACCAUCGGAUUGCACUCGGCGCCGCUACACGUGGGAUAUGGUACGGUAAAAGCUAUCUGAGUCCCGUCACGAUAUUGGCCAUAUGCAGGCCCGAAAAGACUAGCCCAGGGACCUUUGAACAGAGGGGGUGACAACCACUCACGACGUUGAGAUACAUACUGCAUGGAAUAGGAUAUGGAGACAGCGUAAUGACAAGUCAAUUUAACACAUGAACAGCCCCCAUGACGUUGCGCGCGUCUGUGGGAAACGCGUAUCUCUGUUCGGCUUAGUGCGGGGCUGGCGGGGUUGUC
Truncatella angustata is the source of this 1507-nucleotide messenger RNA. RefSeq names its product proliferating cell nuclear antigen, N-terminal domain-containing protein. Gene Ontology annotation, molecular function: DNA polymerase processivity factor activity; DNA binding. Gene Ontology annotation, biological process: regulation of DNA replication; leading strand elongation; translesion synthesis. The coding region runs from base 393 to 1172 and encodes 259 amino acids. NCBI's taxonomy places the organism in Eukaryota, Fungi, Ascomycota, Sordariomycetes, Amphisphaeriales, Sporocadaceae. Gene Ontology annotation, cellular component: PCNA complex. The record is from RefSeq and is a predicted model, not a curated record. The transcript is spliced from 4 exons.